Molecule: messenger RNA, 2049 nt
Organism: Cuculus canorus (common cuckoo)
Lineage: Eukaryota; Metazoa; Chordata; Aves; Cuculiformes; Cuculidae
Gene: CLDND1
Product: claudin domain containing 1
Exons: 6
Coding region: 269-1021 (250 amino acids)
Cellular component (GO): membrane
Source: RefSeq, a predicted model, not a curated record
GGGGCGUGAGAACUACAUCCCCCAGAGUGCCCCGCGGGGCGAGGGGCGGGGCGCCGGGCACGGAGGGGCGGAAGCGAUUGCUUCUUUGUGAACUGGUGGUGUUGAAGAAGCUAGAUGAAUGGAACAGUUAGGACAGAUGGGAAGUUGGCAUUUCGUGCUCUCCGCGUACCACAGGACACAAACGGUGCUGUGUCUCUGAAGUGACCUGCAAGCAUCGGAGCUGUGUGUCUUGAGGGACUCUGAGGACCUCUGAAGCAAGAGUGCAGUGAUGGAUAAUCGUUUCGCUACAGCGCUAGUAAUCGCCUGUGUCCUCAGCCUCAUCUCCACCAUUUAUAUGGCAGCCUCCAUUGGCACUGACUUCUGGUAUGAAUACCACACCCUGUCCCCAGCCGAGAACAUUAGUGAAGCUGGUAGGAGCAUCUGGGAGGAAUUUGUCAGCGAAGAGGCAGAUGAGAAGACCUACACAGAGGCGCUGUUUCAGUGCAACGGCACAGUUGGAUUGUGGCGGAGAUGUAUCACUGUACCCAAAAACUCUCACUGGUACAGCCCACCAGAAACUGAUAUGACUACAAACUGCAUCAGUUUUUCCCUUUCUGAUCAGUUUAUGGAGAAGUACGUAGAGCCUGGAAAUCACAACAGUGGCACAGAUUUGAAUCGAACUUAUCUCUGGCGAUUACAGUUUCUCCUGCCCUUUGUCAGCCUCGGCCUCAUGUGCUUUGGGGCUCUGAUUGGGCUCUGUGCUUGUGCCUGUCGUAGCCUUUAUCCUGCCAUUGCCACCGGAGUCCUCCAUUUCCUAGCAGGGCUUUGUACGCUGGGCCUGGUUGGCUGCUAUGUAGCUGGGAUCGAGCUGCUCCAUAAGAAGCUGCCCCUGCCUAAUGAUGUGAGGGGUGAAUUUGGCUGGUCUUUCUGCCUAGCCUGUGUCUCAGCACCUUUGCAGUUUAUGGCAGCUGCUCUUUUCAUCUGGGCAGCUCGCACCAACAGAAAAGAAUUCACUCUCUUGAAAGCAUACCGUGUAGCAUAAGUGCUGCUACUGAAGUAUUGGGUUUCCAUGUUUUAGACUCUUCUCCCUCCAACCCUUACUACUUUUUUCUUUUAGUCAGAAGUUUGCCUUGCGCUGCGUGCUUCUUGGCAGUUGAGACAAAUUAGCCUGCAGGCCCUGAAGACAAAGACCUCUGGGCUAAAUGACCAUUCUCUUGCCGGAAGUCUGCAGAACUUGAACAGGUUUUUAAAUCGGGUUUUUUUUAAGAAUUGUUACUACUAUUAUUUUUUAAGCUUCUUUUAAUUGUUAAAUAUCUCCUCGGUUAGGUGUAUGUGCCCCUUUCUAAUUUUAUUACCCUAUCAGCCUGGAGGAAAUAGGAAUGGUGUUAUGAGGCAGAAGAGAGAUAGGAAAAUAUGCAGGUAGGAAAGAAUGGGAAUCUCAGUGUAUAAAUAACAAAUAAUCAGGAGCUGUCUGCUGUGUGACCCAAGCAAGCAGUACCUAUAGAGACACUGGGGAACUCAGAAACCUCUCUUAUGGAAAUACUGUAGCUAAAUCAGUCCUAUAGCUUUAGUUUGGGUCUCUUAUUCUCACUAGUUUGCUACAUCAUGUGGCUUCUGCCAAAACUAAUGCAGGCAGAGCAGCUGGUUGUGGGAGUGCCUGCAGAGCACAUCAUCCUGAAUGCAGACUCUGCACUUGCUUUUGCCAAGAAGCGGGAUAAGCAGGCCAACGUGAAGCUAUGUGCUGCUCUAGCUACACUGCUUCCUGGACCCAGGCUAGUUUGGCGUAUGCACUACAUGUGGUUGUGCACUCUAAUCUUAACCUGUGGUGCUUUUGCUUGCUGUGAAAUAAGGAUUUUCCUCCCUCUUGUGUUGAAAAUGGCCCUUCAAGUUUUUUGGUUUUAAUUUAGUUUAGUGUAUAUGUGUAUAUGUACAUAUAUAAACCUAACUUUUUUUAAGGCUCACCUAUUUAUCCUAUCUAGUACACAACAGGGUUUUUUUAAAAGGUGCUGCUCUUUCCCAUCUUGCCCCAAGCCUAUUGUUUAAAUGAAAUAAUAAAAAAGCUCAGAAAUU